GUAGAUUUCUCUUAUCGGUCAUUAUCCUUACUUGAUAUAUUGUUCGUCUUAUUCAUUUGUUAUUUUGCUGGCUGCCGGGAUCGUCCUGCUGCGAUGGAGCCCUGCCACUCCUACGCCGGCUACGCAAUUAUAAGAACGAUCACCAACAGCACUUCGUGCUCAACUGUUCGGAAAGGUCCUGGGAGGGUCAGAUUGAGCGCCCGUCAGGCGCGUGCUUAUCACUUUGCAUGAUUCGCACACGAUGGAGCCUGGCGAAUAUCUCACAAACGUAUUAUCUUCUAAUGAAUUCGCGUCCAUAAAAUACGAGUACUUUGAGCUACAUAAUUUGUCGACCUGGAGCGCUAGAAGAAGCCUUCAGAGAGUGGAGGCAGUAUGGAGGCAAGAAGGCAAAUUGGCCUACUGUGAUCCGUACAGGGACGGUCUUUGGGUCUUUGAGCGGUCCUCAAAUCCCGCAUCUGAUUAUCAGGUCAAAGAAGGCGAACUGCUGAGCCCGGGGGUGGUCGAGGUGCAGGGAAUCGCGCUUGUGCAGAGAGACCGAGGAAUAUACGAACCUGCUAGUUUGGCAAGAAGCAAGUCAGCUAUUCCGAAUGCUGUCAAUACACCUACUAGCAGCGCAUCGCCUUCUUCGUCCCAGGACAAUGCGCUACGAAACACACAGGCUCUAAAUGCAAGGUCAACCCAGACCAACGCGCUUCUAAACGUGAAUCAAGAGCCACCAACUCCUUCUCCCGGCAUAAAAUCCGAGCGUACCCCAUCCCAAAAGGAUGUACACGAAUACUUUGUUUCGGCAGUUCUUGGCUCGGUAGCCUACUUGCUUGUUCGAGAAUCUGGUCUGGUUCCUCUGAAUUCGAGGACAUUGAUCUUAAAUGCUUCCAAAUCGUUGCGUCCGUCUCUCUUGAAGAGUGGGAAUACAUCGUGUAACACAAUUGAACUUGCUACCCUGGACGUCAGUCUGACAUCCCUUGGGAGUCUCGUGGUCAAAGCCAUCACUGAUCCUGCACCUGGCCUUCAAGCUUUGGUCAGUAGAUCCAGCUUACUGGACUGGGCGGAACAGGUGACUUCGGGUACAGCUUUAUGGCUAGCUCCGAGUGGUAUCGCUGCUAGGUUUCACAGCCUUCCUGAUGAAGACCGUCACCCCAGCACCUCCUCGAUCGCGCGACUUCAAGAUAGCCCAGGUACACAGAGAAACAGUGGCUUCAAUUCGCUGAGUGUCAAGUCCUGGCAGUCAAAGUGUCUAGAGUGGUUGUCAGUCAAGGGACUCGACCCUAUUUUACUAGAAGCUGGUGGUUGGGUCUUUGUACAGGUCCACGGAGGACAGUCUCCAUACUCUACCUCGGACUAUGAAAGUAAUCCAAUGCUAGAAGACCUGACAGUUGUGCCUUGGCCAGCUUUACUAUGUUUCCAGCCUUCGAACUCUCGAAACCUGGAUCAUGAAAGCCGCAAGGGUACAGACUCUGCUUCGCGUGAUCCUAUCUCGUUCUCAGAAGAAUGGUUUAAGGGUAGAGAUGAAAGAGCGUCUGUAUCUAAUAAGCGAUUAAAAGAGAGGCAGAUCGCGGAAGCACAAUCUAGUGAACAGGCGGCUGUCGAUGCUCGAGCGAUGCAGUCUCACCUCUACUCGCCGGUGGCGCUUAGAAGAGGGAGUAAUGCCGGAGCUAUGUACCCAACACCUCCAGAUGCUCCUCAUCAAAUCGUUGGGGCCACACCAACCUUUGACGGAACUGUGUCCACGCCUGGAAACCAACAUCCGAAUGCUCAGGUCGACACAGGACAGCCACCACAGACCUCAAACGAUGUCGACACUGAGAUGUGGAGCUCCGGAAAGAAAGAACAAGCACCAGCGACCACUCAUUACCACGAGCAUGAAGCUGAUAAUGACAACUUAUUUGGUGACUUGGGUGGAGAUCUUUUGUUUGGCAAUGAUAUUACUGACGCCGACUUUAGCUUCUUUGAUCAACCUGAUGAAGUGGGUUUUGAUCAGAAGCAAGCAUCUCCAACGCCAGUCGGGCCACCAGUCUCGAAAGAAAACAUACCAUCAGAUACUGGACUCGUUGGAGACAACUCGCAUGCUGAGCUCUCUCCAAAGCCCGAUCUCUCCGAACCCGAACCAAGUCCCGCUGCAGUAGAGAGUAACCAAAUCGAUUCGAUCAUGGAGAAUGCGGAUGGAGCCUUCAUUCCAGAUACCCCGAAAGAUGCACGCAUCGACACCUCCACCAAGCUGCCUUCCUCAACAGCCAACGCUCCAUUCGAUAAGGAAGCUGUGUUCAAGCUUCUUGUUAAAGCACAUAGUGAUGAUCAAGCCCACGGUCAGCCUAGAAGAACGAGUCAAUUCAACAAAAUUGACUUCGAAACCUCGCUACAGGCUGUCAACGAGAAAUAUGAUAGCAAUGGGCUAUUCAGUUUCAAGCUUCCAAAGAGUCGACCACAUGAAGACUUCUCUCAAUUACCACAAACAAAGUAUCUCAACGGGAGACGCAAGACUCAAGACCGUACCUCGGAGAUGGGGCACAUUGCGCGGAUACUGAUGGAAAGGAGCUCAUUAAACCAACCAGCUACGGAUGAACCCAUGGAUUAUCUGGUGGAUACCAAUUUCGCAAGCCCUAUAUCCGAGCAGGAUGAUAGCAGCCAUACUACAGACAAUCCUACCCUCCCACAGAGAGUCGGUAUGAAACGGAAGUGGGAAGAAAGCAAUGGAGAUGAGAUAACAUCGUCAUUCGAUGCCUUGGCAAUGGACUUGGAACGUUCCGUGAGCACGCCUCAGUCUGCAACCGGGUCUCAACUGCCUCUGCUGGAUGCCGAUCCUGCAGAUUGGUCAUUGACAACUUAUUUCACGUCAGUUGAACCUGAUGUACAGUCAACCAUACUUUCAGACCAUGAGCGGAUAGCAACUGCACAAAUUCUUGCUGAUCAAGCAGUGUCAGCUACACUCAAGUUUCCUGGGGUUCCUGGCAGUGAGCUUGUCCAACAUAAGGCUUCAAGCACCAGAAAGCUCAUACAAAAAUUGGUUAAGACCACAAAGUGCUGUCUGAAGGAGAUCAAUCCAUGCACGAUGCGCGCAUUGAUAGACAUUCAAGGGAUACCAGUCCUCAGUCAAGGCCUUCGACUCGCCCAGCGACCGAUGCCAAACCCGCGAGGGCCAAAUAACGUAGAUGGAACAAGGUCAAAUAACCCGUUUGCAAUCCCUCCUCCACAGCUUGAAAUACGAAGAUCAGAUUCAAAGCUCUCAAUCCUCCCGGCUGCUAUAUCAUUCUGGGAGAAUUUGGGUUUAGGACCAGCAAAAGGUGCGAAGGAUGUCAGUGCUGUAUGCAUCUGGCCGAGUUUCAGUGGAGUUCAAGCGAAUGCAAAUACAUUUCUGGACCAGAUGAGAAGUAUCUAUGAGUCUUCUCGGCUUGGAAACCACGACAGACUUGUCACGAAAGAUCUUCAUAAUGGUCUGCUGCCAUUCGCCGUUGAUUUGCAGCAGCAAAACAGGGUGCAACAAAUGGCAUCACUUAGGGACAUGACCGGCAAAUUGAGCAAGGUGUUGUCUGCGCUUGCAGUUGAAGAAAAGAAUCUCGUCGUGUAUUUUGUAUACCCUCCGGACAACAAUGCGCUUCUGGUACAAAUAUGCUCUGCCUUUCAACACCUUUUUAAUCUGUACAGGAAAUCUCUGUCCGAAAAGAAAAUCAACGUCAGCAACGAGCUUGUCCUGCAGCUAAUUCCACUUGACUUUAUUUCGUCCUCGACAUCAAUUGCGGUGCCUUUACCCUCCCAAUACUUCCGUCUCGCAUUAGAAGUCUACGAUCGAUGCGUUGAUUUUGCCUCGUCCUCGUCAUCACCAGCAAUCAUGCUUGAACAGCCACUUCCAAGGAACAUUGAUUUCAAACUGAAUGCCAAUCCCUCCGCAUCACUGCUGCAAGAAAAUACCUGCCUGCAUGUUGCCUAUGCACAGAGUAUUGACGAUCGAUGGAUCACUGCUGCUUGGACAGAUAAUCGAGGUACUCAACAGAUGACAGCCUCAUAUUGUCUGGGUCGGAAGAAUGAGCCAAUAUCAACAGCCUUCUCUGUGAUCGCUCAUGAAAUAUGGGAGACGACUCUGGAUUUCAUUUCCAGCAAGAAGAUUCAUUGGCGUAUAAUGAUAGCCCGAGUAGGAGUUAUGGAUCCAUCCGAGAUAGACUUCUGGACAGGACUUGCUGCGACAGAGUCAGACGCACAGAUUAGUAUAACACUCAUCACAGUCCAGACAGAUCCAUCGUUGCGUCUCCUUCCUGCACCUGUUACUAUUGGCCCGAACGGGAAUUCCACGAAUUCAAAUGUCACUCCAGUAUCAACACCUCAAGCGUUUCAACCCUCCGUGGUAUCGCCAGAUAAUGCUCCGACACCGGUACGCGAGAAUACUUAUUCUGCCGCGGCUGUUGAGGGUCAACCCGAACCAGACAGCGAUGCUCGACUCAUAGACUAUACCGAUCAGAAUUGGGGAAUAGUGUUAUCGCACCGAUUGAAUAAUUCCAACUCUUUGAUGGAACUCAAUCUUGCACUCAUCAGUGGAUACCUUGUCAAACGUGGUGGAACGAAUAGUGACGACCCUCCGAUUGUGAUGGAAGUUAAUGUUGUACAUAGUGAAGUUUUGGGAAACCCCCGAACAUUCCACGAGUCUCUUCUUAGAGAAAUAUUAGGUUAUUACAGGGGCUUGGGAACUCUAGCCCGAGUCCGGGGCAUGGUCGAUGCAGUCAGGGACGUUAGGCCCUGGCAUAUUGCUGCUGCUGAGAAGGCUGUCAAAGCAUUAUAUAUGUUAAUGUGA
Molecule: messenger RNA, 4777 nt
Organism: Mollisia scopiformis
Lineage: Eukaryota; Fungi; Ascomycota; Leotiomycetes; Helotiales; Mollisiaceae
Exons: 2
Coding region: 242-4777 (1511 amino acids)
Biological process (GO): regulation of transcription by RNA polymerase II
Cellular component (GO): mediator complex
Molecular function (GO): transcription coregulator activity
Source: RefSeq, a predicted model, not a curated record